Messenger RNA from Molossus molossus (Pallas's mastiff bat), 2498 nucleotides. It is a transcript of the gene CAPN6, whose product is annotated as calpain 6. Gene Ontology annotation, cellular component: cytoplasm. Gene Ontology annotation, biological process: proteolysis. The transcript has 13 exons. The record is from RefSeq and is a predicted model, not a curated record. Gene Ontology annotation, molecular function: calcium-dependent cysteine-type endopeptidase activity. The coding region runs from base 143 to 2068 and encodes 641 amino acids. Lineage: Eukaryota; Metazoa; Chordata; Mammalia; Chiroptera; Molossidae.
AAGAAAGCCAGAAUCUUUGUUCAGCUGCACUGACUGAACAGACUUUGUAGGGGUUACCUGGCCAAGAGCAGCGGCAGCAGCGGCGGCAGCAGCAGCAACAGGAGCAGCAGCAACUGGGAUAACUUAGACAUAGUUUAACACUAUGGGUCCUCCUCUGAAGCUCUUCAAAAGCCAGAAGUACCAGGAACUAAAACAGGAAUGCAUCAAAGAUGGUAUACUUUUCUGUGAUCCAACCUUUUUGCCCGAGAAUGAUUCACUUUUUUACAACCGACUGCUUCCCGGGAAGGUGGUGUGGAAACGUCCCCAGGACAUCUGUGAUGACCCCCAUCUGAUUGUGGGCAACAUCAGCAACCACCAGCUGAUCCAAGGUAGACUGGGGCACAAGCCAAUGGUCUCUGCAUUUUCCUGUUUGGCUGUUCAGGAGUCUCACUGGACAAAGACAAUUCCCAACCAUAAGGAACAGGAAUGGGACCCUCGAAAACUAGAUAAAUAUGCUGGGAUAUUUCGCUUCCGUUUCUGGCAUUUCGGAGAAUGGACCGAGGUGGUGAUUGAUGACUUGCUUCCCACCAUCAAUGGAGAUCUGGUUUUCUCCUUCUCCACCUCCAUGAAUGAGUUUUGGAAUGCUCUACUGGAAAAAGCUUAUGCAAAGCUGCUUGGCUGUUAUGAAGCCCUUGAUGGUUUGACCACCACUGAUAUCAUAGUGGACUUCACUGGCACAUUGGCUGAAACUGUUGACAUGCAGAAAGGAAGAUACACUGAGCUUGUUGAGGAGAAGUACAAGCUGUUCACAGAACUAUACAAAACGUUUACCAAAGGAGGUCUGAUCUGUUGCUCCAUUGAGUCUCCCAAUCAGGAGGAACAAGAAGUUGAAACUGAUUGGGGUCUACUGAAGGGCCAUACCUAUACCAUGACUGAUAUACGGAAGAUCCGUCUUGGAGAGAGACUUGUGGAAGUCUUCAGUACUGAGAAGCUGUAUAUGAUUCGCCUGAGGAACCCCUUGGGAAGACAGGAAUGGAGUGGUCCCUGGAGUGAAAUUUCUGAAGAGUGGCAGCAACUGACUGCAGCAGAUCGCAAGAACCUGGAUCUUGUUAUGUCUGAUGAUGGAGAGUUUUGGAUGAGCCUGGAGGACUUUUGCCGCAACUUUCAUGAACUGAAUGUCUGCCGCAAAGUGAACAACCCCAUUUUUGGCCGCAAAGAGCUAGAAUCAGUGGUGGGAUGCUGGACUGUGGAUAAUGAUCCCCUGAUGAACCGUUCAGGAGGUUGCUAUAACAACCGUGAUACGUUCCUGCAGAAUCCUCAGUACAUCUUCACUGUGCCUGAGGAUGGGCACAAGGUCAUCAUGUCCCUGCAACAGAAGGACCUGCGUACAUAUCGCCGCAUGGGAAGACCUGACAAUUACAUCAUUGGCUUUGAGCUCUUCAAGGUGGAGAUGAACCGCAAAUUCCGCCUUCACCACCUCUACAUCCAGGAGCGCGCUGGAACUUCCACCUAUAUUGACACCCGCACCGUGUUUCUGAGCAAGUACCUGAAGAAAGGCAACUAUGUGCUUGUCCCAACCAUGUUUCAGCAUGGCCGCACCAGCGAGUUUCUCCUGAGAAUCUUCUCUGAAGUGCCUGUCAAGCUCAGGGAAUUGACUCUGGACAUGCCCAAGAUGUCCUGCUGGAACCUUGCUCGUGGCUACCCGAAGGUAGUUACCCAGAUCACUGUUCACAGUGCUGAGGGUCUGGAGAAGAAGUAUGCCAAUGAAACUGUGAACCCAUAUUUGGUCAUCAAGUGUGGAAAAGAAGAAGUCCGUUCUCCUGUCCAAAAGAAUACUGUUCAUGCCAUUUUUGACACACAAGCCAUUUUCUAUAGAAGGACCACUGGCAUUCCUAUUAUAGUGCAGGUCUGGAACAGCCGAAAAUUCUGUGAUCAGUUUUUGGGGCAGGUUACUCUGGAUGCUGACCCAAGUGACUGCCGUGAUCUGAAGUCUCUGUACCUGCGUAAGAAGGGUGGUCCAACUGCCAAAGUCAAGCAAGGCCACAUAAGCCUUAAGGUUAUUUCCAGCGAUGAUCUUACUGAGCUCUAAAUCUCCAGCUCCAGAAAAUCCUGACAGUUUUCCAUCAUUUUAUUUUCUGUCAGAUAUAAGGUCUUAUCACAUAUACAUAAUCUUUUGAAAAAAAGAAAUAGUAAUUAACUUUUCCUUUCUUCUGAUAACUUUCCCAUACCUCCCAAUCCAAGUAGCAUCAGUAGCUACAUAACCUAUAUACCUCCAGCAGCUGGACAGGGGGAGGUGACAGUCUUAUUCAUAGAUCAUAUAGAUGUUUGCUAAGAAAAGAUCUCUGGAACUUCCGGGGGUGAGAUUCAAUUAGGACAACAACAGCCUGGAUACCCUAUAGAUGUCUUUGCUGCUUUCAGAUGCCCAAUAUAUCUCCUCUGUAGAGCAUGUUGAGGAAGGAGGAGGGGUGACCAAGGCCAAGCUGGUCUAGCCUGACAUCCCAGCUCCUUAUUGAACACUA